Molecule: messenger RNA, 1219 nt
Organism: Daucus carota subsp. sativus
Lineage: Eukaryota; Viridiplantae; Streptophyta; Magnoliopsida; Apiales; Apiaceae
Product: proteasome subunit alpha type-4
Exons: 2
Coding region: 141-890 (249 amino acids)
Biological process (GO): proteasomal protein catabolic process; ubiquitin-dependent protein catabolic process
Cellular component (GO): proteasome core complex; proteasome core complex, alpha-subunit complex; nucleus
Source: RefSeq, a predicted model, not a curated record
GAAUUUGGGCCCAAAAAUGAAACUGAGCGAGUUAUAUCCACGUUACACAUUACUCACGAGUCACGACUCACGACACACGUACAGAAGAAAUUGGGGAAUUUGAUUCAAAAGCUUGAGACGACAAGCUCAGAAGAAACCAGAUGUCUAGAAGGUAUGAUAGCCGCACAACAAUCUUCUCCCCUGAAGGUCGUCUCUACCAGGUAGAGUAUGCUAUGGAGGCCAUUGGGAAUGCAGGUUCUGCAAUUGGGAUCUUGUCCAAGGAUGGUGUUGUGUUGGUCGGUGAGAAGAAGGUCACUUCCAAGCUCCUCCAGACCUCUACAUCCACUGAGAAAAUGUACAAGAUUGAUGAUCAUGUAGCUUGUGCCGUUGCUGGAAUAAUGUCAGACGCCAACAUUCUUAUAAACACGGCUCGGGUUCAAGCUCAGCGAUACACAUUAUCAUACCAAGAGCCCAUGCCUGUUGAGCAGCUAGUCCAGUCUCUCUGCGAUACCAAGCAAGGUUACACACAGUUUGGUGGGCUUCGUCCUUUUGGUGUUUCAUUUCUAUUUGCAGGUUGGGAUAAAAACUAUGGAUUUCAGCUUUACAUGAGUGACCCAAGUGGAAACUACGGUGGUUGGAAGGCAGCAGCUGUUGGAGCUAACAACCAGGCUGCACAAUCAAUGCUAAAGCAGGACUACAAGGAUGACAUCACCAGGGAAGAAGCUGUACAGCUUGCCUUGAAGGUUCUCAGUAAGACAAUGGACAGCACAAGUCUUACUUCAGAAAAGCUCGAACUUGCUGAGGUAUUCAUGUCUUCUGGGAAAGUUAAGUAUCAGGUGUGCUCACCAGAGGCCCUGAGUAAACUAUUGGUCAAGUACGGUGUGACCCAACCUCCUGCCGAGGCCUCCUAAAUUAAGACAUCUUGUUUAGAAAAUCCGGGUUCCUGAAGUAAUUUGUAAUACGGAAACUGUAUUCUUCUUUCUUAUGGUGGUUCUCAGAUGUUUGGCUUCCUUCCAAUGUUUCUUUUGCCAUCUUCUAUUGCAUUGCCAUCCGGACUUAUUAGUACACUAUUUAUUGCUUAUGGUUGUUUUUAACUGGUAAUGUUAUGAAGUAGCUUUCCAUUACCUUGUUCAGUGAUAAAUUGCCAUGUUUGGCUCUUUGAUUACUUUUUGGGAACAUAGAAUGCUGUUUGUAUGGCACCACUCAUCUUGAAUUGCAUACAGUACAUAUUUAAUUUGCA